Mytilus californianus (California mussel) is the source of this 5730-nucleotide messenger RNA. Its product is annotated as probable ubiquitin carboxyl-terminal hydrolase MINDY-4. Gene Ontology annotation, molecular function: K48-linked deubiquitinase activity; cysteine-type deubiquitinase activity. Lineage: Eukaryota; Metazoa; Mollusca; Bivalvia; Mytilida; Mytilidae. The coding region runs from base 58 to 2322 and encodes 754 amino acids. Gene Ontology annotation, biological process: protein K48-linked deubiquitination. The transcript has 16 exons. The record is from RefSeq and is a predicted model, not a curated record.
AAAGAAUGUUUCAAUAUGGCCGUCCAACUUGAGGUUUAAAAGUUUAAUCGCGAAAUUAUGGCGAAAGCUGCCAAUAUGGGGAAAGAACACAUAGAAUGCAUGGCAUCAUCGAUAGUUCGAGAAUAUUUAAGUAGAAAGGGACUCAAGAAUACUCUACAAGUUAUGGAUGAGGAAAUGCCACGUACAGAAGGAGCUAUUAGUAACAGACAGUCUUUAAUGAAAGAAUUGCACAUUGAAAGACUAAUGAAAAGAAAUAAGGAGAGAGAUGAUCCUUUCAGAGCUAUGUUAGAGAUAAUCAUUGCCAGCUUUGUUGAGAAUGGAGUCAGUCAGCCAAAGUCUGAAAGUAGACCAUCUACAGCCCAGAGAACAAAGCCUCCAGACAUCCUAGAUAUCAGUCCUGCAGCCGACAGGCCAACUUCUCCUGCUGAACAGAGGCAAAACAGGGUAUCAUCUCAACCUGCAAAGAAAACUACAACAGUUAAAUCUGGGGACUUACUUAUUGAGGAUGAUGUAGAAAGUCACACAGUUCUUGGUGAUGGUAAAGCUGGACUUAUGGACACACCAAUUGUCAGUGAGAUAGACCCUCCACAUAGAACACAAACUAGACCAAGAAGUGCCAAAGUCAAAAAUAUGGGUGGUCCAAUUUCUUCAAAUUUAGAUACUCUAGGAAAAGGCAGAAACUUUCACAAGCCACGACCAUUGUCAUCAUCUGGAAGAGGUGGGAAAAAACUCGAUCUUUCAGAUUUGAAUUCAGGACCAGAUAUUAUGAAAAGUAAUAAACUGUCUUCAGAUUUAAAUAAUGAAAGUCUAACAGUAAAAAAAAUGGUUCCUGAAUCGAAAAGAGAAAAUCCAAGAAUGAUUCAUGUGAGCCCUGAACCAAUUAUUGAAAAUAUUGACAAUUUAAUUAAGAAAGAAAGAAAAUCUUCCAUCCAGGAUAUUUUAGAAGUUGAUGCUUCAGAAUCCCGUCCCAAGUCCUCAGUUGGUCGACCAAAAUCUAACAGAAGGCAGCAAGAAAAAGAACCAGUUCACUAUAGUAUAGAGGACUCCAGUAUUCUACAGAGGCCUCCAACUAGAGGGGUCCUUGAAAGGACAUCGUCAUCUUCAUCAUUAAAGAGUGCCAAAAGUUCAACUUCUAAAGUUGGUGAUGUAGAAUUUGGAGACGUUGAUGAUUUAGAUAACGAACUUGCUGAUUUACAACUUGGUCCAGCUAUGCCAUCUUCACGCCCCAUACAAAAUUUAACAGACGCUCGUCCAAUCAUAUUACAAACUGCUAUUAACUUGAAAACUGUAGUUUUUGGCUCUGCCAAUCAGAACUUUAAUGAUGAAUGGCGAUAUCAAAGUUUUACAUUUUGUGAUAUUCCUAAGUUACAGUAUGGUCUUGUCCAGAAAAAGGGUGGAUCAUGUGGUGUUAUGGCUGCUAUUCAAGCUACGGUAUUACAAACUUUAUUGUUCAAAGAUGGUAGAAUUCCACUCAAUAGGUUUGGAGAACCUACCAGUAUGGAGAGGUCCACUGCUCUUGCCAUAGCUUUAUCCAAGAUUUUCUGGAGAUGUGGUGAAUUUAAAACUGCUGUUGUUGUAAUGCCAUCAGGGAAAUCUCAGUUCCAAGGCAGUAGUAAUAAAUAUAAAUAUGAUGAUUUUACUGAAACUUUAAUGAUCAACCAUUUUAAAACCUAUGAAGACCUUCAGAGUUUUGUGUCACAAAAUAUCAGACAGUUUGAAUGUGAUGGAACUGGAGGUGCUAUAUUGUGUCUUUAUUCUGCUGUCUUGUCUCGUUAUAUUGAUCUAGUCAAGAGUGAUAUGGAUGAGCCAACAGGGAAGUUAAUGGGAGCUCAUGGUUACUGUACUCAGGAUUUGGUAAAUUUACUGCUGACUGGGAAGGCAGUGUCUAAUGUGUUCAAUGAUGUGAUGGAAUUGGAAUCAGGUGAUGGAUCACCCCCAAUGGUUCUCAAAGGCAUCAGUGGGAGGAGUGAUGUAGGACUGCUUUCUUUAUUUGAACAUUAUAGAUCAUGUCAGGUUGGAACGUUCUAUAAGACACCAAAGUUUCCUAUCUGGGUAGUAUGCAGUGAGAGUCAUUUCAGUGUGUUGUUCUCUAUAAAUAAAGACUUAGUUAAUGACUGGAAAGCUGAGAAACGAUUUGAUUUGUAUUACUAUGAUGGAUUAGCCAGACAACAAGAAGUCAUUAAACUGUCUAUAUGUACAACAGAUAGAUCAUACAAACCUCCAACUGGUGAGGAAGAACUGGUACCUCCAAUUGAUCAUUGCAUAAGAACAAAAUGGACAGAUGCCCAGAUAGACUGGAAUGGAACAGAACCUUUGUUAUGAUAGAUGGAUCAAAUAAUGAUUGUGUCGGCUCCAAGAUCAGUCCAGUGAACAUUUUAAAUUUAUUUUUUAAAAUCUUUAAUACAAUAUAGUAGUAGUUCUGAUAACAUAUAAACAAUGGACUGUCUACUGAUGUUUAUAUAAUACACAAAUAACAUAUAGACAAUGGACUGUCUACUGAUGUUUAUAUAAUACACAAAUUGGUUGUAUUUUAAUGAACAGUGGUCAGUCUAUUCUAUAGAAAUUCUGUUAAAACCUGAUAACUUUAUUUCCUGCACAGACAUAUUUUUGUUGCAAGAUAAAACUAUAGAUGCCUGCUAUGAACACAAUUGUCAUUUGUUUAGAGUAAUUUCCAUUAAGCAUCUUUUGAUUGCUUUGCUUUAUAACAAUUUGUAUUUUUGUAUGCUGAGCUACAGUAUUUGUCAUUUAAAGAAGAAGAUAUGAUGAGGCCAAUAGUUAAAAACACUUCCUCUAAAUGAACCAAAAUUUAAAACAUUUUUUUCAUAUAUCAUGUAUAUUGGUUAUGAAAUUGACAUUUUAAGCCAGCCUGCAACCUCAAAACUAAAUCCUUGAGUCCUUUGAGUAUUUAAGAACAGUUCCAAAAUUUGAGUUUUAUCAAGUUUGUUGUAGUUAUAAUACAGUUUUAUUUAUCAACACUGCUGUAAGAUUUUACCUUAUAAGACAUUGUUAACUUCUGACAUUAGAUUGUAGAUUAAACAAGAAGAAAGGGUUAUUAACUAAUUAGUGAAUCUCAUAUCAUUGUAUAAUACCAUCCAUAGGAUAUAAUGUUUUAUUUAUUAAAAUUUUUUUCAUAAAUUGAUCAUAUUCAAAACUGCAUAUUUCACUCUUUGAUUUCUGUGUAAAUGACCUAAGAUUAUCAAAAUAAAAGCAUAUCAAUGCAAGCAUGAUAUAUCACAUAUAGAUAUGACCAAAGAUCAUCAAAUCAAAAAUCAAUAUUUAUUAGUUUAACCAAUCAAUGUCAUAGAAAUUUCCCCCCUUCAAAUCAUUGGUUCACAAAUAUUUGAUAAUAUCUCGAUAUAUGUAUAUAUGAGCUGCGUCUGAUAGAAAUCGACCUAAUGCAAAUGAAUAUCAAUACAUCUGUCAACCUAUAUCGGGUUAAAAAAUAUCUACGGAAAAUCUGUAACUGUAUGAAAAUUGAGUUGUUAUAAGAACUCUACAAAACAGACCAAAAUUCUUCUUUUAUUUUGUUUUUUGAAUGUUCUGAAAUCAGUCAGAAUCUUAUACAUGUACAUGUAUAUGUGCACUUGCAUAAGGUUGAUUUCUAUCCGUCGUAGCUCAUAUAAUAAUGUAAUUUUUCAUACUACAUUCUGUAUGUUCAUUCAGAUACAAAUAUUGGUCUAUAGAAACUGCAAGUUCAUUCCAUGCUGGUUAAGUUCAUCUUUUGUCAGUUUUUUAGCUCACCUGGUCCGUCGUCCGUAAACUUUUACAAAAAUCUUCUCCUCUGAAACUACUGGGCCAAAUUUGACCAAACUUGGCCACAAUCAUCAUUGGGGUAUCUAGUUUAAAAAAUGUGUCCGGUGACCCGGCCGACCAACCAAGAUGGCCACCAUGGCUAAAAAUAGAACAUAGGGGUAAAAUGUAGAAUUUGGCUUAUAUCUCUGAAACCAAAGCAUUUAGAGCAAAUCUGACAUGGGGUUAAAUUGUUAAUCAGGUCAAGAUCUAAUUGCUCUGAAAUUUUCAGAUGAAUCUGACAACCCGUUGUUGGGUUGUUGCCCCUGAAUUGGUAAUUUUAAGGAAAUUUUGCCGUUUUUGGUUAUUAUCUUGAAUAUUAUUAGAGAUAGAGAUAAACUGUAAACAGCUAUAAUGUUCAGCAAAGUAAGAUCUACAAAUAAGUCAACUUGACCAAAUGGUCAGUUAACCCCUUAAGGAGUUAUUGCCCUUUAUAGUAAAUUUUUAACCAUUUUUCGUAAAUUUUUGUAAUCUUUUACAAAAAUCUUCUCCUCUAAAACUGCUAAGACAAAUUUAACCAAACUUGUCCACAAUCAUCAUUAGGGUAUCUAGUUUAAAAAAUGUGUCCGAUGACCCCGCCCGCAAACCAAGAUGGCCGACAUGGCUAAAAAAUAGUACAUAUGGUAAAAUGCAGUUGUUGGCUCAUAUCUCUGAAACCAAAGCAUUUAGAGCAAAUCUGAUGAGAUAAAAUUGUUCAUUAGGUCAAGAUCUAUCUGCCCUGAAAUUUUCAGACCAAUCAGGCAACAUGUUGUUGGGUUGCUGCCCCUGAAUUGGUAUUUUUAAGAAAAUUUUGCAGCUUUUGGUUAUUAUCUUGAAUAUUAUUAUAGAUAGAGAUAAACUGUAAACAGCAAUAAUGUACAGCAAAGUAAGAUCUACAAAUAAGUCAACAUGACCAAAAUUGUCAAUUGACCCCUUAAGGAGUUAUUGCCCUUUAUAAUCAAUUUUUUACAAUUUUCAUAAAUUUUGUAAAUUUUUGUAAAUUUUUACAAAAUAUUUUCCACUGUAACUACUGGGCCAAGUUCAUUAUAGAUAGAGAUAAUUGUAAGCAGCAAUAAUGUUCAGUAAAGUAAAAUCUUCAAACAUCACCAUCACCAAAACACAAUUUUGUCAUGAAUCCAUCUGUGUCCUUUGUUUAAUAUGCACAUAGACCAAGAGGAGCGACACAGGCUCUUUAGAGCCUCUAGUUCUUAUUUAGAUCUGUUUGAAAUACUGUAUUCAGAAAUUAUUGCAAUGUUGUUUAUUAAUCUAAAAAAUGUGGCAGUAUCAGGUUUUCAAUAAUGAUAACUCGCAUUUAUAAUUUCAGUGGUAAUUUUCCUUCAUAAAAAAUUAGCAAUCACAUUAAUAAGAUUUUACAAUUUUGCCAGUGGUCAAGGAUUCACAAUAAUAAAUACACACAUUGAAUUCUGAAUUUACAGUACUGUAGGAUAUAUUGACAAUUGGAACCUUAUAUUUUUAGAUUACAAAAUUAAUCCAAACACCAUUCACAGAAGAUUUGUAUGUUAAGAUUAACAUAGUUUAUAGAAUCAGAUUAAUCAAUAAAAGACAUUCAAUGUCAACUAUAGAAUAUUUCAGCAACUUAAAAAUAGAUCAUUCAAGAAAUGUAAUGUUCAUUUACAGAAUAACGUAUCAGUAAAUCUGUCAAUAAAGAUAAAUAAUACCAAUAACAGAAUAUUCCAUCAGUUAAUUGAUCAUUAAAUGAAUUUUAUGUUGAUAUACGAAAUAAAUCAGUAAAAUGAUCAUUAAAUAAAAGUUCUUUUAAUAGACCAAAUACUCCCAACUGGUAGGUACAUGUAUACACAUUUGACUAAUUUAUACAUUAUUUUUUAUUUAUUGUACAAGUAUGUUGAUCAUUUUUCCAGGUUGUGUCAAAUGUAAUGUUUAGUAUGUGCUAACUGCUAUUUAUUGAUAUCUGUGAUAUUAAAAUUAAACUUAAACAAAUUA